GAAUGUGUGACUGAGGGGUUCGGGGGCUUUUGGAGGGGCCAUGUGAGUUUGGAUUGGAUUAAGCUGGACUCUGUGGAGCUUCCUUCAGUCUGCAGGCACCAUGGCUCAGCUGGUGGAGUGCGUCCCCAACUUCUCAGAGGGUCGAAACAAAGAGGUGAUCGAUGCCAUCUCAGCAGCCAUCUCCAGCACCCCUGGCUGCAGCCUGCUGGACGUCGACCCUGGGGCCUCCACGAACAGGACCGUCUACACCUUUGUGGGCUCUCCUGAUGCAGUGGUGGAGGGAGCGCUAAACGCCGCCCGCCAGGCCUUCAGUCUCAUUGACAUGAGCAAACACUCAGGUGAGCAUCCUCGGACCGGAGCGCUGGACGUUUGUCCCUUUAUCCCCGUCCAGAACGUCACCAUGGAAGCUUGUGUGCGGUGUGCCAACAUUUUUGGACAGAAACUGGCAGAGAUGCUGCACGUGCCCGUGUAUCUUUACGGAGAAGCAGCUCGAGCAGAGACCAGGAGAAGCCUUCCAUCUGUGAGGGCCGGAGAGUACGAAGCUUUACCUGAAAAGUUGAAACGUGAUGAAUGGGCCCCUGACUUUGGCCCCGCCCUCUUUGUACCAUCUUGGGGUGCCACGGUAACCGGUGCUCGCAAGUUCCUCAUCGCCUAUAAUGUGAACCUGAUCAGCACCAAAGAACAGGCUCAUCGCAUCGCGCUGGACAUCAGGGAGCAGGGUCGAGGGAAGGACCAGCCUGGGCUGCUGAAGAAGGUGCAGGGGAUCGGCUGGUACCUGGAUGAGGCCAACAUUGCUCAGGUGUCCACCAACAUCCUGGACUACGAGGUGACCCCCCUCCACACCGUGUAUGAGGAGAUCUGCAGAGAUGCAGAGGACCUGAGCCUGCCUGUGGUCGGCUCUCAGAUUGUUGGGCUGAUCCCUCUGAAGGCCCUGCUGGAUGCUGCUGACUUUUACAUCCAGAGAGACCGACUCUUCAUCAUCGAAGAGGAGCACAAAGUCCGACUGGUGAUCAGUAAACUCGGACUUGACUCCCUCGGUCCAUUCAACCCAAAGGAGAGAAUCAUAGAGUACAUGGUGAAGUCACAGGAAGAUGAACAACUGGUGUCUUUGUCUCUGCGGCAGUUUGUUCAGAGUGUCGGCGCUCGGACUGCAGCUCCUGGAGGAGGAUCUGUUUCUGCUGCCAUUGCUGCUCUGGGUGCAGCACUGGGGGCCAUGGUUGGUCAGAUGACAUAUGGGAAGAGGCAGUUUGAGAAUCUGGACAGCAUGAUGAGGAGGCUGAUUCCUCCGUUUCAUCAGGCCAUGAAUGAGCUGCUGCACAUGGUGGAUGCCGACUCCUCCGCCUUCAACAGCUACAUGGCAGCACUGAAAAUGCCAAAGAACACGGCAGAGGAAAUUAAAAGGAGAGAAGCUGCCAUGCAGGAGGGGCUGAAGCGAGCUGUUGGGGUCCCGUUGGCUCUGGCUGAGAGGAUCAGCGUCCUUUGGCCGUCUCUUAAAGAAAUGGUCGCCUAUGGAAACAUCGGCUGCAAGUCUGAUGCUCAGGUAGCAGCUAAAGCUUUAGAAACAGCUGUUUUUGGAGCGCACUACAACGUCACGAUCAACCUCAAAGACAUCACAGAUGAAGCCUUCAGAGCAGCUACUCAGAAGAGAGCAUCAGAGCUGCUGCAGGAAGCCAAAGAAAGCACAGCCGCUGUUCUCCAUGCUGCAGAGAAAAGAAACUGAAAAGACUGAAUAAUAAAUGCAAUAAAGUGAAUCUGAAGCUCUCUGAUUAGAAGCACUGAGCCUUUGAUACAAGACAAAGCUGCUAAAAUGUUACUGAAAUAUGAUAUUGGACAAAUUUAGCAAGUAUUGCUUUAUUUGCAUACAUUUACCCACACAUCAUUCUUCAUAUAAUUCCAUUCAUCCAUUAUCUUCCGCUUAUUCUGUUC
Messenger RNA from Archocentrus centrarchus (flier cichlid), 1926 nucleotides. It is a transcript of the gene ftcd, whose product is annotated as formimidoyltransferase cyclodeaminase. Lineage: Eukaryota; Metazoa; Chordata; Actinopteri; Cichliformes; Cichlidae. The coding region runs from base 101 to 1720 and encodes 539 amino acids. The record is from RefSeq and is a predicted model, not a curated record. The transcript has 14 exons. Gene Ontology annotation, molecular function: transferase activity; folic acid binding.